GCGACCAGGUUUCGUUUCACCACAAUUCGUCGCUUCCGUCGAUGGAUGCCGAGCUUGGUGAAUGCCGCCAAGUUGGCCCCUGCCCAACGAAGCGACAUGCGGACAACGAAUCGCUGGUUGAAAGGAAGCGCAAACAGUCUCGAGAGUCGACGCGGCGGUGGCGGGCCAACGAGCACGUGCGUCGGUCCUUUCGUCGUUGUGUUGUCGUCCUGUGCGCUAAGUGCAUGUGCAGAACAUGCUGGAGGCGUUGAGGAACCAAGUGUCGCAGCUCGAGAGAGCGCUCCAAAGCAAACUGUCUGUCGGGGGCAGUGUCAUGCAGGGCGUCUCGACGGACGGUCGGAUGGAAAAGCUUUUGGCAACCAAGCGGUUCUAUGUCGCUCAAAACAUGCGCCUCCUCGCGGCGAUCAAGAUGCGCCAGGAACACGCGAGCUCGAUCAUCGUGGUGCAUCGCCCCACCUUCCAUGCCGUCCUGACCAUCCAUCAUUCGCAGGGGCAAUUGCGUUUCCAGCCGUCAUUGCAAGACGAUGCAUUCCUCCUGUACAUGGCGUACGAAACUCAAGAGAAGCUGAAAGCGAUGGAUCUCCGAAGCCAGUUCCAAGGCACUGUCCGCGAGAUCAACGGCAUCUCGUGCAUCGCGCUCACGCGAGGCGCGUCCAUGGACUACGACAUGGAGAAAUACUACGCCGGCGUCAACCACUUGAUCAUGGGCGACGUUGCGUGGGCAGCGUAUCAAGAAAAAGCCAUCUUCAUGCCACUCGUCGACCGCGUGAUCGACCACAGCGUCAUCCGUCGAGUGCAUGACAACAUGCUGGUCAUUCAAACGACGUCGUGGACUGUCGAGCAGGAGCUACAGCACCGCUUCCUUAUCUUGCAGCGAGCGCGCACCCACGAAACGUACUCGGUCACAGUGACCGCGCUAAAUCCAAGUCUGACCCCCGCUCCCCACGCGUUUCGGUUUGGGGCAUCGGACAUAACCAACCGCGGAUUUAAAAGUCACGUAACAGGGACGUGCUGCCUCCAGACGGGGUCCCCCGACGAAGCAAAGGUCACGAUUGAAGGCAUGGUGCGCGCACAAUGUCGGCUGGAAGCAUACGUGCGAGCCCACACCGUGCGUAGUAUGCAACUCAACUAGGCCGAGCGAUUAUUCGCCCAUGGACAACUCGAUUCGCCCGUGCAUGCCUCAUGCAGGUCCUUGAUUUCCUGGAGUAGACGAAGAAGGCGGAUGUAGGUCCGCAAGUCAAAGGGGCGAACGGUGAAGAAGACGUUGCUCAGACGAGUCGUGCUCGGGUGUUCUUGCGUUCUCCUUUGCCAAAUGGAGAUGGCCAUGAUGGAAAUUCCUUCUUCUGCGUCGUCGUGGUCACGACAAGAUCAACUCGACUCCAUCAACGAAUCCAGUAUCUACAUACUUGUGACGUGCUGACGCCAAGUCCAGUCGCAGGUGGCGCUUUCACUGAAUGAACUUGGCAUAGACGUCGGACUCGCCUUGGCUACUUGUCUGAGGCGCAAAGGACUCUCUCAGCGACAGCCGACGACACACACCCUGGGCGCGGAUCCCAUUAACUGGGAGAAGGGCCUCGUCGGUGCAGGUGGUGUUGCAAGGGCUAAAUU
Molecule: messenger RNA, 1608 nt
Organism: Aphanomyces invadans
Lineage: Eukaryota; Oomycota; Saprolegniomycetes; Saprolegniales; Verrucalvaceae
Exons: 2
Coding region: 236-1132 (298 amino acids)
Source: RefSeq, a predicted model, not a curated record